AUGGAUGUUCAGCACAUCUCUAGAGAAUGCUCUUCCUCAGAAUCAUCUCUUACAUUGUUGGCAAGCCAACAAGAGAUAAGUUUUUUUCAACCUGAUUUCCUUGCUGGCACGAACAGCAGACUUAUUAGCACUGGGCACAACAAUAGUACGACCAACGUGGAGGAACGGAGCUGUUCGCAACCUCCACAUCCUUUGUGGACCUUGCCACAGAAAAGAUCAAAUCAGAGUCUAACCGCCGGAAGGGUUGGAGACCCGGACGAACCCCAUCCACGAGAAUUUUCUGGUAUCUUCUCAGCGAAACGGUUGAAAGGCCCGAUUACACCUCCGUUACCCAGCCCUCUGUCCUCAUGUAACAAUUUGGUCACGACUGGCUUGUCACAGCCAUUGCUAGAUCUUUCGGAGGCAAAGGCAGUGUCGCCGAAGCGAGCGGGUCCUGCAGAAGCUACUGAGGAUCAACUUGAUUUUGACCGUCUAAAGCCUCUGCGAUCACCUUUUGAAUUUAGAGAGCUCGUUGCCAGUCAAGUUGACCGAUAUGCGAAAGAUGGCAUCCAACGCUUCGAUCUCAAUAGACCAAUGCGUAGCGAGAACUCAUCCGGGUAUAUCUACUAUGCGCCCACGAACCCUUCUGACAAGACCGAUCAAACAUUACAUGCACAUCGCAGGGUUCCACGCCGACAGCUAUCCUAUGGUGACCCACGAAGCAGACCAGGGUCAAGGCCCCUCCAUAGGACUACGGGAUCAUGGGAGCUUAGACAUGAAGCUGAACGGCACGCAGAGGACUUAGAUCUUAGUUUUAGGUCAGACAGCACGUCGAAUGUUUCUGCUGCUAGGCCUUACCAUUCUGAGCCCAUAAAGAGCAAACCUAGACUCUGGCUUGAUUUGUCAGAACAGGACAAGAUUCAAGAAGCAGUGAGUAUCCUAAAGCUGCAAGAAACGCAGAAAACAGUUACCGAAGUCCAUGUUAAUGAUUUGAAGCACGCAAUCACAAUCAGAACAAGCCCAUCAAAGCCUCAGGUGAUCAGUACACCACGUCGCCGCGUUGCGAUUAAUACUUUCCAAACAUCGACGUCGGUCUGCCCUGAUCGAGGCUUCUCGAUUGCUUACCCACAUACACCACCUCCGACCCCAGCAUCAGUGGUUGGGCUUGGCAUAGAGUCCGUCUUAAACGGAAAAUAUGACGAGGCAUAUGAAAGGAUCAAGGCUAAACAGACCUGGACUCAGACACCCCCAAGCUCGAACCCAUCGUCAACAGAUAAUGUAAGACGCGUUCCAUUAGAGAGAACCCGUCCGGUCAGAGCAGACACCCCCAGGCCUACGGCACCUGUUCAACUUCAGCCGAGCGAAUUCACCUAUCGGAUCAUAACGGAGCUCGAAGCCUCGGUUGCUAGCAUUCCACAGCCCGGUGAUAUUCCAGAUAUGUCUCCCAGCCGGGCAACGUAG
Molecule: messenger RNA, 1440 nt
Organism: Letharia lupina
Lineage: Eukaryota; Fungi; Ascomycota; Lecanoromycetes; Lecanorales; Parmeliaceae
Exons: 2
Coding region: 1-1440 (479 amino acids)
Source: RefSeq, a predicted model, not a curated record